AGGCAUCAUGACUUGAUUAGUCAUGACUCCAUCGCCCCUCCAACUCACGCUCACACCAAGUAAACAUCACCAUCAAUCCCGUCAUCCGCAAUCAUGUCACAGCUCUCAAGACCUAUACCAGCCCUUUACGCCGUAUACGUGCUCCGUUCAACAAAGCGCCAUGCAUCAAUCUACAUCGGCUCAACACCCCAUCCUCCAAGACGUCUAAAUCAGCACAAUGGCAUAGCUCGUGGCGGUGCAGUGCGAACUGCAAAAGACACACUACGACCAUGGGAGGUUAUUAUACUUAUAACAGGAUUCCCCAGUUCAAUUGCUGCUCUGAAAUUUGAAUGGGCUCUAACGAAUCCUCAUUUAACGACACAUAUAUCAACCGAGGAGCGCAUAACGACAAGGGCGCCUAGGAAAAAAGGACAGCGAAAGUCCCGGAAGCCAAUCCACAGUCUGAGAUCUGUGGUAUCGAAUCUUCAUUUGCUUGUUGGUUCCAAAAAAGCUUGGGAUAAUUGGCUCAAGUAUAAGGAGACAACACCACGAGAGGGUAUCAAGAUCACUGAAGACUAUUCUCCAGAUGAAGGGUCGAACGGGACUAAAUCUGUCGAGUCCUGGGGUAUUCACGCUCUGCCACUGGAUUAUGCUCCUAUAAAGCCAUACGUCGAGAAGGCACACAACGUUGUGAAGUUUGAACGAGAAGGGAAUUGUAUCCAUUGUCACGAAGCACUAGAGUCAGGAAAAGGAUUACAACCAAUGUGUCCUCACGACGGAUGUGAAGCCAUGGGUCAUCUCGACUGUUGGUCAAAGCACGCCCUCAAGGAUGAACCCAAGGAGACAUUGCUUCCCUUGUCAUGCACAUGCCCAAGCUGUGGCGGCAAGAUAAACUGGAGCGACAUGAUGAAGGAACUGACUCUGCGCGUGAGAGGACCGAAGGAGGUUGCGAAAUUACUCAAGAAGAAACGGCGAACGAAGAAGCAGAUUGCGGCUGAAGCUGAAGCUGAAGCUGAGGAGGAUAUUUGA
Messenger RNA from Fusarium redolens, 1008 nucleotides. RefSeq lists its product as uncharacterized. Lineage: Eukaryota; Fungi; Ascomycota; Sordariomycetes; Hypocreales; Nectriaceae. The transcript is spliced from 3 exons. Gene Ontology annotation, biological process: double-strand break repair via homologous recombination. The coding region runs from base 94 to 1008 and encodes 304 amino acids. Gene Ontology annotation, molecular function: crossover junction DNA endonuclease activity; 5'-flap endonuclease activity. Gene Ontology annotation, cellular component: Slx1-Slx4 complex. The record is from RefSeq and is a predicted model, not a curated record.